GCCUAAAAUUCCACAUUUGCAGUUGGCAGCCCUGACGAAACGUCAACUGUCAUCGCUGUCCUCGGCGUGGCAUCGCUCGCAGUGGUUCGUUCUCUUUCUUUUACGUGAAUGCGCCGUAGUUGGCGUAUCGUAUUUUUUGGUUGUUCGUGAAAAAAAUCAUCAAACAUCCAAAAUGGUACGUAUGAAAUUCCCGUUUCGAUAUAACCGCAACGACGCGGCACCGACGCCCGUCCGUUUCGCGUACGAAUUUUCCAUUUCGCCGCCACCGAACCCUCCGAAUUUUCGCGUUUAUUUGGGUGUUGCACAACAGUAUGAAAGAUGUCGAAAAUAUCCCUUGUUUGCGAGUUUGUUCGGAACGUUCGCGUGUUUACACAUACAAGUCGAUUCCGGCGAAUUUCUACAAAGCGUAUCGGUGGUGCUGAAUUAAUAAAAUCGCUAAAUAAUUAGAGAAAAUAUGGUGAACUUCACGGUUGACGAAAUUAGGGUCAUGAUGGACAAGAAGAAGAACAUCCGUAACAUGUCUGUAAUCGCCCAUGUAGAUCAUGGUAAAUCGACCCUUACAGACUCCCUCGUAUCCAAAGCCGGUAUCAUCGCCGGCGCGAAAGCCGGUGAAACCCGAUUCACCGAUACCAGGAAAGACGAACAGGAACGUUGCAUUACCAUCAAAUCAACUGCCAUAUCCAUGUACUUUGAAUUAGACGACAAAGAUCUGGUGUUCAUCACGAAUCCCGAUCAAAGGGAAAAGGACGAAAAAGGUUUCUUGAUCAAUUUGAUCGAUUCGCCCGGGCACGUGGACUUCUCCUCUGAAGUAACAGCAGCGCUUCGCGUCACCGAUGGGGCUUUGGUGGUAGUCGAUUGCGUUUCCGGUGUAUGCGUACAAACGGAGACCGUACUCCGUCAGGCCAUCGCAGAACGUAUCAAGCCUAUUUUAUUCAUGAACAAAAUGGACAGAGCCUUGCUCGAGUUGCAAUUGGACGCCGAAGAAUUGUACCAAACGUUCCAACGUAUCGUUGAAAACGUCAACGUUAUCAUCGCCACCUACAACGACGACAGCGGUCCCAUGGGAGAAGUCAGAGUCGACCCGAGCAAAGGUUCGGUGGGUUUCGGUUCGGGCCUGCACGGUUGGGCGUUCACCCUCAAACAAUUCGCCGAAAUGUACGCCGAGAAAUUCAAGAUCGACGUCGUCAAGCUGAUGAACCGCCUGUGGGGCGAGAACUUCUUCAAUCCGAAAACCAAGAAAUGGGCGAAGCAAAAGGACGAGGAGAACAAACGUUCGUUUUGCAUGUACAUCUUGGAUCCCAUCUACAAGGUGUUCCAGUCCGUCAUGAACUACAAAAAAGAAGAAUACGAAGCGCUGUUGCCCAAAUUGGGAAUCGUCUUGAAACACGAAGACAAGGACAAGGACGGCAAGCAAUUGCUCAAAGUCAUAAUGAGAACUUGGUUACCGGCCGGCGAAGCUUUGCUUCAGAUGAUCGCCAUCCAUCUUCCAUCGCCGGUGGUAGCGCAAAAAUACAGAAUGGAAAUGUUGUACGAAGGUCCCUUAGACGAUGAAGCCGCUGUAGGCAUCAAGAAUUGCGACGCCAGCGCCCCCUUGAUGAUGUACGUAUCGAAGAUGGUACCGACCUCGGACAAAGGUCGUUUCUACGCGUUCGGUCGCGUCUUCUCCGGUAAAGUAGCCACCGGUCAGAAGGCCCGUAUCAUGGGACCCAAUUACACUCCCGGCAAAAAGGAGGAUCUUUAUGAAAAAGCCAUCCAACGUACCAUUUUGAUGAUGGGCCGUUACGUCGAGGCCAUCGAGGACGUACCGUCUGGUAACAUUUGCGGUUUGGUGGGCGUCGAUCAAUUUUUGGUCAAGACCGGUACGAUCAGUACCUUCAAGGAUGCUCACAAUUUGAAGGUGAUGAAGUUCAGCGUAUCGCCGGUAGUGAGAGUGGCUGUCGAACCGAAAAAUCCCGCCGAUUUGCCCAAGCUCGUUGAAGGUUUGAAACGUUUGACGAAAUCCGAUCCUAUGGUGCAAUGUAUCAUCGAGGAAUCCGGCGAGCACAUCAUCGCCGGUGCCGGUGAAUUGCAUCUCGAAAUUUGCCUGAAAGAUCUCGAAGAGGAUCACGCUUGCAUUCCGAUUAAGAAAUCCGAUCCGGUCGUGUCCUACCGUGAAACCGUCAGCGAGGAAUCCGAUCAGAUGUGUCUCUCUAAAUCGCCCAACAAGCACAACAGGUUAUUCAUGAAAGCCUGCCCGAUGCCCGACGGUUUGGCCGAAGACAUCGACGACGGGCACGUGAACCCCCGCGACGAUUUCAAAGUCCGAGCCCGCUACCUCACGGAAAAAUACGACUACGACGUGACCGAGGCCCGUAAGAUCUGGUGCUUCGGCCCCGACGGCACCGGCCCCAACAUCCUCGUCGAUUGCACCAAGGGUGUGCAAUACCUCAACGAGAUCAAGGACUCGGUCGUCGCCGGUUUCCAAUGGGCUACCAAAGAGGGUGUGUUGUCUGAGGAGAAUUGCCGUGGAGUGAGGUUUAAUAUCUACGAUGUGACGUUACACGCUGAUGCUAUUCAUAGAGGAGGCGGUCAGAUUAUUCCGACCGCCCGUCGGUGUUUGUACGCUUGUUUGUUGACGGCGGCGCCCAGGCUGAUGGAGCCCAUUUACAAGUGCGAGAUUAUGUGUCCCGAAGUGGCCGUCGGUGGUAUCUACGGCGUGUUGAACAGAAGACGUGGUCACGUAUUCGAAGAGGCCCAAAUCGCCGGUACUCCGAUGUUCUGCGUUAAAGCCUAUUUGCCUGUAAACGAAUCGUUCGGUUUCACCGCCGAUUUGCGUUCCAACACCGGAGGUCAGGCGUUCCCGCAAUCGGUCUUCGAUCAUUGGCAAAUCCUGCCCGGUAAUCCGUUGGAUGCCGGUACUAAACCGUACGGUAUUGUACAGGACACGCGUAAGAGGAAGGGUCUGAAAGAAGGACUUCCGGACCUCGCCCAAUAUUUGGAUAAAUUAUAAGCAACUGAUGAAAUCCUAACUUAUGUACAGAUUAUUUAAUAAAAAUGAAAAAUUCAUACAUUUUACUCAAAAAAAACAACAUCUAUAGUUAAUUAUAUUGAUUGUAUUUUUUUAUCUGGAAGUUUCCUUAGGUUCAAAUGGUCCAAAAUACAAAUUAAAUAAUCUGCAAAAUAAAGUUUUUAUUUGUUAUAUUUUAUAUUUUUUUUUUGUUGAUACUCCCGUUUGAUUUGUAUAUUUAUUAUCGAUUUAACAGCAAUAGCAACUUGAAUAAAU
This is a messenger RNA of Phyllotreta striolata, 3262 nucleotides long. Lineage: Eukaryota; Metazoa; Arthropoda; Insecta; Coleoptera; Chrysomelidae. The record is from the annotation of a GenBank genome assembly.